GAAAGGAUUUGGGGGAGGCCUUUGCCCAGUACUGGGACACAGUGGGCUAAAGAAAAAAUAAAAAAUACGAGUGUAAAUUGGUGGUAUAAUGAUGGAUCUAGGAAAAAUCUUAAGUACUUAAUUUAUUUUUCGUUUUUCUUGUGCAAUAAAUAGCUUGUUGAUUUAAAAUUUCCUUUAAAGUUUACCGUUUUACAUCUCGGAUUCAAAGUGAGAAUGUUAAUUCAACAACCAAUAAAGUGACUUCAAUAGCCUUAAAUAUCUUAGUUUAGUCUUUAAUUGCCAUUUUUUUAGUUACCAUGAUAACAGUUUUUAAAUGCCUUAUAAAUAUUUAAAAAAAUAAUAUGUUCUGUAUUUUAAACCAUAGAAUAAUGUUAUUUAAGUUUAGGUUUUAAUUGUUAUACUGUUUUUUGUAUAUAGAUACUUGUUGGUGGGCCUCCGUACUUAGACUGCAAAUUGGCCAAUUGCGCCUACGGUUGGUCUUGGGAGGUGUUCAGUCUAGCCAUCCCAACACCCUGCGCAAGUUUUUUUUUGGAUAUUUAACUAAAGUAUUAUUUAAAGGGACUGUUCUAAUUUCGUAUUAUAUUCAAAAACGUAAUUUCUGUUAAAAAAAAAGUUACAUAAAGAUGAAAACUUCUCGUUCUGAGUGUAUUGUUCUCCGGUUUCCCAAAUGCUAAUUUAAUCACACAUUGUUUGCCAAACCUCUUGUUAAUUUUAUAAUUGGUUAUAAAUAUUAUUUUCAACCAUAAUACAAUUGUUUUGAUACCAGAACUUCUGAUCUGCAUUUUAAGAGAAAUCAUUGUAUUUUACGUCUAUUAUUAGCUAUAUCGUUAGUAAAUGAAAAAUAUAUCUACGUAUUUAAUUUUAGCUAAAAUGCUAUUGGAACUAAUGGGCGUAGUAGAAUAUUCUAUACGAAUUUGUAUGUAAAACAUAUACCAUUAAAUGGUAAAUAAAAUAUUUCAUUGUUUAAUGAUGGUUUAAUUUACCUCUUCUUAGUCAAAUGUACUUUCUACUGUCUGUGCUUAUGCUAAUUGCCUGUUAAUUAACUAAACAAUUUGUUUAAUGGACAGAUAGUUAUUUUAAUAUAUCAACAUCAGCUUAUUGAAAUCCACAACAGGCUUUGCUAAGGCUACAAUAUUAUUAUUAGAAAGUAAAUAAAACGUGGAAAAAUCUGCAUCGAAAUAUCAAUGCAUGCUAAGAGAAUAACACACAGCUAAUGAAAAGAGAAUUAUCAAUAGUUUUUCUUUAUUAAAAUUAUUAGUCUAUUACUUCAAAUGUGUUUACUUUGAUGGCACAACCUGUUACAAAGCAUUACUAUCUCCAAACGACAUGACCACAACAUUAAAUCGACAUAAAGCAACAAGUACUUAAUUACAAUUCAAUUAGCUUGUAAUAACCAAGUCUUUAUAUACCAUCAUCUAUACGUGAUUACUAACAGUGUCAAAAUGCGGCUGACUAUAGUAGUGGUUGCCUUGUGCUUAGCACAUGCAUACGGCGAUGACAUCGUAGGAGAAAUCGCCAAAGCCCCAGAGGAACUAGUUCAUGGCGCUGUAGACUUAGUCGAUGGAUUCUUCGGAGGAGGAAAGAAAUACCGCAACCCCUGCACUCGCGACAUCUCCAAAGACUACAAAAGGUCAAUAAAUAAGUUCUACAAUCGUCUCUACAAUCAAGUGGCUGCCCGAAAUGAUUACCACUUCGUUUUCUCUCCUAUUUCCGUUUGGCUAUCGUUGUCUGCUUUAGCUGAAGGUGCUGACCCACCACUCCAAAGUCAGCUGUUCAACGCUCUCCAUUUGCCUAAAGAAGCAUGCGCCAGAGACAGGUACUACAAGAUAGCACUCAGCGUCGAACGAACAGGACACGAUGUAACCUUUAUAAGGCGAAGAAGCUUGUUCCUAGAUGAGUCGUUGAAGAUAAACCCUGAAUGGGAAAGAAACACGCAUAGGAACAGCGAAGGACUCCGCCUCUUGAACUUCAACCCUGCGCCUAUCAAGGGUAACCCAGAAGCCGCCUCCAAAAUCAUGAGCGAUUUCCUAGCGACGCCUACGAAUCUAGCUGUGACAGGAAACUCAAUAAUUCUCGACUAUUUGGAGUACCAAGGGUUGUGGGAAUACGCGUUUUCCGAAGCGAGUAUUCACCUCCAUCCAUUCUUCGACGAGGCUCAUAAUGUUUUGGGGCAAGUGGAGAUGAUGCGGAUGAAGAAACGGGUCCGGUUGGCCCACGUUCCCUUCAUGAAGGCCAAGGUCUUGGAGCUACCAGUCGGUGAACACGGACGGUAUACCAUGCUCUUUGCAUCUGGUACCGAGAACUGCGUCAUCAAGGAUGCUGUCAACAUUUUUAUGAGCUCCAUCAUGGAUAUAUUCCCACUGCUCACAAUGAGUCUGGUCCCCAUUGAUAUUGCUAUACCGAGGUUUUGCCUGACGUCAGAAUUUAAUUUGCGUGGUCCACUUGAAGAUAUCGGCAUUCGAGAGUACUGGAUGGAUCCAUUGGCUACUAGUAACUCUUUUCCCAGAUUCGUAUCAGACCCGCCAGCGGCUCCAGGCGGUUUGAUCCAGCACGUCUCCGUGAAAGUUGGUCCUCAAGGCCUGAAGGCCAAGAAACGUCAUCACUCUGGCCUACUAUCCAGCCUCUUUGGCCUGGCUACUGACACGGUGUCCGAUGUUGCGAAGAUCGUCGGCCAUGACUUUAUAGCUGACAAACCGUUUAUAUUCGCGCUCUUUGAUACAGAGACCCAUACUUGUAUAUUUGCCGGUGCUUAUUCGAAGCCAAUGCCGCCUGAUAUGCGGGUGUAAAUUGUUUUGAUGACUGGUUGGUUUUAUUGUUUCUUUAAGAUUCAUUACUA
This is a messenger RNA of Trichoplusia ni (cabbage looper), 2836 nucleotides long. Its product is annotated as serine protease inhibitor 77Ba-like. Lineage: Eukaryota; Metazoa; Arthropoda; Insecta; Lepidoptera; Noctuidae. Gene Ontology annotation, molecular function: serine-type endopeptidase inhibitor activity. Bases 1443 to 2786 code for a protein of 447 amino acids. The record is from RefSeq and is a predicted model, not a curated record. The transcript has 2 exons.